CAAGUACAUGAGCCAUGCAACACAAGAACAAAUUAAACAUAAACAUUUCAACCAUGGAUCAGGAGGACUCUAGAGGAAAGCCUAAUGAGGGAAGCGGGGAGGUGAAAUACAGAGGCGUUAGACGGAGGCCAUGGGGGAAGUUUGCGGCGGAGAUACGAGACUCCAACCGCCACGGCCAACGCAUGUGGCUUGGAACUUUUAACACUGCUGAGGAGGCGGCGCGAGCAUAUGAUAGAGCUGCUUAUGCUAUGAGGGGUCACUUAGCCAUUCUUAAUUUUCCUCAUGAGUACCCUAUGUCAAGUGGUUCUUCUAGUUCUACUCAAUCUUCAUCAUCAUCAUCAUCUUCGUCUUCAACUGGGCAUGGAAAGCAGGUCUUCGAGUUUGAGUACCUUGAUGAUAAGUUGCUGGAAGAACUUCUCGAGCAAGGAGAGAAAAAUAACAAGAAAUGAUGACCAUUUCUGGACCAUAGAGAGCUCAGAUUUUUGUUAUAAAAACACAAUAAGGUCAUUUUUCUAAUUUUGAUUGUGUAUGCAAAGGGUCAGUAAACUGGGCUGCAUUAUCUCAUAAUACAUAUUUUUUUAACUGCUGUUUAGCUCUCACCAUAGCUACAGAUCGAGCUUAAAUAAAGUGUUUUAAGAUCCUAAUAUAUAUAAAGUAUUCAAGAGACAGGGGAGGGCUAACCCCCAGUUGUGUAGCCCACAAAAAUAACCAGACACUCACAGAUAAUAUAACCAUGUUUGGAAAUUUUAAUGUA
This is a messenger RNA of Mangifera indica (mango), 754 nucleotides long. Its product is annotated as ethylene-responsive transcription factor ERF096-like. Gene Ontology annotation, biological process: ethylene-activated signaling pathway; regulation of DNA-templated transcription. The record is from RefSeq and is a predicted model, not a curated record. Gene Ontology annotation, molecular function: DNA binding; DNA-binding transcription factor activity. The transcript has a single exon. The coding region runs from base 15 to 449 and encodes 144 amino acids. Lineage: Eukaryota; Viridiplantae; Streptophyta; Magnoliopsida; Sapindales; Anacardiaceae.